Molecule: messenger RNA, 5099 nt
Organism: Vollenhovia emeryi
Lineage: Eukaryota; Metazoa; Arthropoda; Insecta; Hymenoptera; Formicidae
Product: serine/threonine-protein phosphatase 6 regulatory ankyrin repeat subunit A-like
Exons: 17
Coding region: 779-3913 (1044 amino acids)
Biological process (GO): protein localization to ciliary inversin compartment
Cellular component (GO): ciliary inversin compartment
Molecular function (GO): protein binding
Source: RefSeq, a predicted model, not a curated record
CGAUGACAUGUAGAAUUACUGUGAAACCCUCUAAAUUGGGAUUAGACGGUUAAAAUAAGAGUAUAGCUAGUAUUAAACUUUCGUGUUUAUGAUGCGUGUGAUGUAUCGUAGUAGUGUGUCCGUGUGCUCAUGUAUAUUACGAAAAUGGUAAUUCUGUCGGUAAUAUCGGGAAGUGAAAAAAUCGGCCAUUAAUCAACACUCGCCGCCACAUUGCAAAAAUCGCCAAAAAAAUAGUCAAAAUCGUCAAAAAAAUCAAAAUCGCCAAGUCGCCAACUGCAAUUUUUCAGAGCCAAAUGGUCUCUAGAAAUCGCCAAUUUGGCGUAAAAUCGCCAAAUCUGGCAACCCUGGCCGCGAGGCCGCGCGCGCGAUCUCCAGAGGCCGCGUCCGCCGCCGUUGUUUACAAGCUCGCGCACGGCGACGUCGAAGAUGGCGGCGGUAGCGAGGAGCGCGUCGGACGGAGCGGCCACGUGCGCGUGAAUACACACGACGGUGGGACGCGCGGCGAGGCCGACGGUGCGUCGCUCGUUGUUCGGACGCGCCGGCCGUGAGCGAGCCGUGAAUCGGACACGCGUGACACGCGCGCCUGGGCCCCCGACCGGACCUGUGCUCAGUCGCCAGUCGGCGGCGGCGGCAGUGGCGGCGGCGGCGGCGGCAGCGGCGAUCGAGAGAACGGAUCUUGCGCCCGAUGACUCAUCCCUUCGCGAGCGGAUGACAAUGCUCUUGUGAGAAGGAACGACGACCCGGACGCGGAGAGCGCCCUUGCGCCGCGCUCGCCAACAUGAACGCCUUCAAGGAUCUGCACGACGAGCCUCCUUUGCUGCAAGCCAUAUUUCACGGAAAUGUGGAGGCAGUUCGCACAUUGCUGUCGCAGAAAGAAGACGCCAACUGGCAGGACAAGGAGCAACGCUCGCUCUUACAUGCGGCAGCGUACAGGGGAGACACGGCUAUUGUGGAGCUUCUUUUGCUAAACGGCGCGGCGGUGAACAGCAAAGACAAGAAAUGGCUGACGCCCUUGCACCGAGCCUGCUGCUCGGGCAACUACAACGUAGUAGACAUCUUGUUGAAAUACAAAGCGGACGUGAAUGCCCGAGACCGCAGCUGGCAGACGCCGCUUCAUGUAGCAGCGGCGAACAACGCUGUGCAAUGCGUAGAACUUUUAGUACCGCAUUUGUUAAAUAUUAAUGUCACGGACAGAGGUGGAAAAACGUGUCUUCAUCACGCAGCGUAUAACGGACAUCUCGAAAUAUGCGAGUACCUGCUGCUAAAUAAGCUGGGCUGCGUGAUAAAUGCCUCCGACAAGAAGGACCGAAGGGCCUUGCACUUCGCGGCGUACAAGGGCCACAACGACAUUGUGAAAGCGCUAAUAGCCAAAGGCGCCGACGUGGACGUUAAAGAUCGGGACCUGUACACUCCGUUACACGCAGCAGCCGCCUCUGAUAAUGUAGAAUGUGUGCGCAUUUUAAUCAAAGCUGGCGGCGACAUCGAGGCCAAGAACGUGUACGGAAAUACACCGCUGCAUAUCGCGUGCUUGAACGGAUGUCCGCCCGUGAUCAAGGAACUCGUAGCUAAUCGCGUUAAUUUGGAGGCCGUGAAUUAUCGAGGGCAGACCGCGUUGCACGUCGCCGCCGCCAGUCUACACGGCGUUCACUGUUUCAAAAUGCUGAUAUACAACGGAUUGAAGGUCAACGUUCAGUCGGAGGACGGUCGUACGCCGUUGCAUAUGACUGCGAUCCACGGAAGAUUCACGAGAUCUAAAACGUUGCUGGACGCGGGGGCUUUUCCGGACGCGAGGGACAAAAAUGGAAACACCGCGUUACACAUUGCCGCUUGGUUUGGCUUCGAGUGUUUGACGACAUCUCUGUUGGAGAGCGCUGCGUCUCCGGCUACGCGCAACGCACAGCAACGUACACCCUUGCAUCUGAGCUGUUUAGCGGGACACAUAGAAGUCUGUAGAAAAUUACUGCAACUCGACAGCAGGCGAAUCGACGCGCGAGAUAUCGGCGGCAGGACAGCCUUGCAUUUAGCAGCAUUUAAGGGUUCCGUGGAUUGUUUGGAUCUGCUAUUGUCCAGCGGCGCCAAUUUCCGUCUUGUUGACAAUGACAAUCGAUUGGCUCUUCAUCAUGCCGCGUGCCGAGGGCACUACCCUUGCGUCUUCACCCUAGUCGGCUUCGGUAGCGACUCGAACGCUCAGGACGUGAACGGUGCAACGCCGUUACAUCUGGCUGCAGCGGCGUCCAAUUCUAACGCUCAGUCUUUCAGGUGCGUGCAAUACUUGCUGCAGCAUCGGGCAGACCCGCGGUUACGCGACAAACGCGGCUUCACCGCGAUCCACUACGCGGUGGCGGGCGGCAAUAAAGAGGCACUGGAGGCGCUUCUAAAUGCGUCGUCGGCGCCCUCGAAUCUGGCCACCUCGCCGAGCUCUUCGAUCGGGCAGGAGCUGUCCGUGCCGGCGCUCACUCCGGUACACCUCGCGGCGUAUCACGGUCACGACGAGAUCUUGGAGCUGCUCCUGCCCUUGUUCCCCAAUACGAAUAUCAAGGAAGACAGCGGUAAGACGCCACUCGACCUGGCUGCUUACAAAGGGCACAAACAGUGUAUCGCGCUCCUGCUGAAAGCUGGCGCUUCCGUGGCGGUACAGGACUCGAUCACGAAACGCACGCCCGUGCACUGCGCCGCCGCGACAGGCCACGCGGAUUGCUUGGCUCUCCUUCUGCAGAACAUGGACGUUCCCAACGUGGUGAACUGCUCCGAUUCUAAGCAACGCACAGCUCUAACGCUGGCGGUGGCCAACAACUAUCCGGAGUGCGCGAUGCUGCUGCUGACGUACAAGGCCGACUGCAAUCUGUCGGACGUCAACAAGCACACGCCGCUGUUUCGGGCGGUGAUCAACGAGCGCGACAAUCAGCUGGUGAAACUGUUGCUGAAGCACGGCGCCCAGGUGGCCGUGCAGGAUGUGAACGGUAAAACGCCGUUACAUUUAGCAGCGGCUUGCGGCAGAUUGUACGCGCUGGCCGCGCUCGUUAAAGCCGAUCUGACCGCGGCAGCUUUGAAGGACGAUCAAGGCUGCACGGUGCUCCACUGGGCCUGCUACAACGGUAACUCGAACUGCGUGGAGUAUCUCUUGAAUCACAACGUGUUCGAUUCCUUGGAAGGUAAUCCUUUUUCCGCCGUACAUUGCGCCGUAUAUCAGGGAUCCGCGCACUGCCUAGACUUACUGAUCAACAAGUUCGGCGGACAAGCGGUUGCCGCACCGAGGGAUUCGUCGUGUGGUUUAUUGCCACUGCACGUCGCGGCGAGUGCGGGAUCCGUCGAGUGCGCGCGAUUAAUUCUGAAUUCCGUCGGGCCGGAACUAGCCGGGCUCGAGUCAAUCGAUUACUUCGGACGUACGCCGCUUCUUUGCGCGGCUGUCAACGGACAGUGCAACGCAAUCGAGUUACUGCUCGAAUGGAAAGCCAACGUGCGUGCUGUUGACUCCAAUAAAAAUACAGCGCUGCACCUGGCGUGCCAGAGACGUCAUUCCGCCGCGGCGUCGUUGCUCUUAAACUGGAUCGAGUCGCUCGGCAAUCCCGACACCGACAAGAACACGUCGCAAUCGCAGCGCGUUUCCGUCAUUAACAUGAUCAACAAGCAGCAGAGAACGCCGCUGCAUCUGGCGGCGAGAAACGGUCUCGUCACGAUCACGCGACGACUGUUGCAAUUGGGCGCGAGUGUCAUAGCUGUCGACGCCGACGGACUCACGCCCGCAUUAGCGUGUGCCCCAAAUCCGGCGGUGGCCAAGUGUUUGGCUACUAUUCUCGCCGCGCAGGGUCAAAAUGGGGAAACCACGCAAUACUCGCCGGCUAUUCAGCACACGUUGGAGGUAUAUCUGAACGGUGUGGACUCGCAGCACAGCUCCGACUCGGAGUUUUACUGACAACGAGCGUCGGCGCGCACGGAUCGCCAGGUGUUCCGAGCGAGAAUGAACGUCGGCUCGAGACGCGGAAACAUCGAUGCUGCUAGACUGAUCUCCACGAGCAGCUGGCUCUUUUCCGUUCUAGUGUAAUUAGCCUCCAAUUCCGACGAACCGGGCGAGAUUGCCAGAGUGGCUGGAUCUCCCAUGGUGAUUAGCAUAAGUAGCAAUCGUGACAAUACCGAUGUCUGCGCUAUCGAGAACUCGAUAGAGCAAUUAACCGACUGCCAAGAGGGGUACGGACGUAAGUUAACCAGAGUUACUUAAAAAUAGCCGAUAGAUCUAAGUAUACUUAGGAGAGACGAUCGAGCUGUACAGUAUCCAAAGUCAUCCAGCUUUCUGUUCAUUUAAUUAUGCAUAUGCGAGGUAUAACAUUGUCUCACGUCUCGAGAUACAUUUACAAUCAAGUGUUGUAAUUUCGUUUCAAAAUCCGUCAAUUAGAACGAGUGUACAAUAACAUUUCGGACAUGUUCGGGUGCAUAUACUAUCCAUUAUCAGUCGCGUCCAGGAUAAUAUUUAAGGGUAUAUCAAACAGGUGGACACUACUUGUAAGACGCGCCGCGUAAUUAGAUAGUAGAUUUUCGGCGAGAAAAAUAUCGGGCGAGGAGACUAGGUCAGGAUUCGAAUCUGGGACUUCGCUUACCGGGCGACUGUUCUUCCUACUGAGGCCCGCUCGAUAGACCCUUUUUCACUUGCCUAUUCCCUUUCAUUGAAUAAAGCAGGGAAUAAUAUGAUAGUAGCGCGUAUGUUUGGUAUCUCACUCGUUGGUUUGAUAGACCAGCGUGGAAGCAGAGUGGUCAUAUUCCCCAACACCCCUCUGGAAAGCACCAGGUUAUGGAAGUAACGCCGUUACCGUUACAAGUUACUUUUUUUAGUAACGGACUGGUAACGACGUUGCUUUUUUUUGUAACUGUAACGGUAACGUAGUUACUGCUUUUUUUUAGCAACUGUAACGAAUUUAACAGUAACUUUCAUCAUUACUUUUCAUAAUUUAAACCUAAUUAUAAAAUAUAACGCUAUAUUUUCUUACAUUUAAUCUUCAGGCAUCGAUCGAUAUUCAUAAUCUAUUAUUAUCAUGGGUUGUUAUAUUUAAGACAAGCUUCAAAUUAUUGCGUUAAAAAUUUGAACGAAAAAUUGGGAGUACAAUAAA